Molecule: messenger RNA, 675 nt
Organism: Nannochloropsis gaditana CCMP526
Product: bromodomain phd finger transcription factor
Exons: 1
Source: RefSeq, a predicted model, not a curated record
ACCAGCCCCUCCUCGUCGGCUUCUGAAGAACCCCUCCGCUGUUUCUGUCGGCUCCCGGAAACGGAAAGCAAAAUGCGGACGCUGGUAAACUGUGACCGCUGCCAAGAAUGGUACCAUCCCCACUGCGCGAAUUUCCCGGUCAAGGCGUUGAAAGACAUGAAAUCCGGGUACCUUUGCCCGGGGUGUCGGCACGAGGACGGCCUUCCCUCCGAGCUGGCUUGCCCUCCCUUGCAGGGAGGACGGGGGGGAGGUAAAGGUGAGGGUGGGAAAAGAAAAGCGACCUUGAAGGAUGUUGAGGAAACUUUGGCUCAGGCGGACAAGCUGGCCGUCUACCACUUCGACGCCUUGCCUUUCUUGAAAUUUGUGAGCGAGGCGGCCGGAAAGUGGAGAGACCGAGCGCGUCGGGCAUUAGGCUUGCUGACAGCAGAGAAAGAGAAGAACGCGGAAGCGGCCAGGGAGGAGGAGGAGAGGUCGGAAGGAGAUGCGUCACUGCAGGAGUUGGCGAGGGCGUUCCACGGAAGGCGCAGGGAACGGAGUUAUGAAGAGCGCCUGAGGAUAGAGGCCAGGGUGUUGCGGUGCGUGGCCGGCUUACUCUCGGAAGCCCGCGUCCUGGAGUUGAGCGUGGACGAGGACUUGACUCGGCAGCUGAAGACGUUCUUGUGGCGUUUGAUCGCC